Papaver somniferum (opium poppy) is the source of this 672-nucleotide messenger RNA. Its product is annotated as ATP-dependent DNA helicase PIF2-like. Gene Ontology annotation, molecular function: DNA helicase activity. Bases 1 to 672 code for a protein of 223 amino acids. NCBI's taxonomy places the organism in Eukaryota, Viridiplantae, Streptophyta, Magnoliopsida, Ranunculales, Papaveraceae. The transcript has a single exon. The record is from RefSeq and is a predicted model, not a curated record. Gene Ontology annotation, biological process: DNA repair; telomere maintenance.
AUGGCAAACCGAUAUGCAUUUGAAGCUCUGGACAGAACGUUAAGAGACUUCACCAAAGUUGAAUUGCCAUUUGGAGGGAAGAUAUUGCUUUUAGGUGGGGAUUUUCAUCAAGUGUUUCCUGUGAUUGAGCAAGGGACACGAACACAGACAAUUAAUGCAUGCUUGACAAACGCAAAAUUCUGGAAGGAUGUUAAGGUGAUUCGUUUAAAAGAGAACAUGCGUUCAAGGUUAGACCCUAGCUUUUCAGAAUUCUUGCUACGGAUUGGAGAUGGGACUGAGCCAUUUGCCGUGGAUGACAUGGUGAAGCUUCCGGAUGAUAUUGUAAUGAAGUGGGAAGGUGAGCAAUCGGUUGAGAGAUUAAUUGACGAGGUGUUUCCAGAGCUUGAAAAGCAUGCAAGUGAUAAAAGCUACAUGAGUCAGAGGGCAUUGAUAACUCCCAAGAAUAAUAUCGUUGAAAAGCUCAAUCAAAAAGUUAUUAGCAUCUUUCCUGGAGAUGAGGGAGUUUACCAUUCCUUUGACAUAACUCAAUAUGACCCAAACAAUUUGUGGACCGGAGAUUUUUUGAACACUAUUGCUCCAGGUGGAUUGCCUCCUCACAUACUUAUACUCAAGAUAGGUGCUCCAAUAAUUUUUUUGAGGAAUCUUGAUCCCAGUUAUGGUCUUUGCAACUGA